Molecule: messenger RNA, 339 nt
Organism: Brettanomyces bruxellensis
Lineage: Eukaryota; Fungi; Ascomycota; Pichiomycetes; Pichiales; Pichiaceae
Exons: 1
Coding region: 1-339 (112 amino acids)
Biological process (GO): mitotic cell cycle; attachment of spindle microtubules to kinetochore
Cellular component (GO): DASH complex; mitotic spindle; mitotic spindle midzone
Source: RefSeq, a predicted model, not a curated record
AUGGGCAGCUCAAACCAGAAAUUAGACUUGAACCAGGUACUAGAGCAGAGACGCAAGGAACUCGAGCAACUAAAGAAAGUCGAAAAGAUUACAGGCCGGCUUUCAGAUAAACUCGAAGAGUUCACGAACAGCAUAAAAAAGUUAGAAGACGGUUCUAAAUCCAUAACGGAAGUGACAUCUUUAUGGGGCCAAAUCAUAUCAUCCAUAGCGCUGGCAGCUGAUUCGACUGUAAAUCUAAAAAAAUCGGACUAUGAUACGGGGACGCCGCUCACAGAAAGACUAGUAAGAUGCAAAGUUGACAAAAAUGGACGAAUUACAGACAAAACUGAUGGCGAAUAA